Molecule: messenger RNA, 13000 nt
Organism: Bursaphelenchus xylophilus (pine wood nematode)
Lineage: Eukaryota; Metazoa; Nematoda; Chromadorea; Rhabditida; Aphelenchoididae
Source: the annotation of a GenBank genome assembly
AUGGCCAUCUCCUCCUCUCGGUCCGCAAAUCAUCUGGCCAUUGGGAAGAAGAAGGUGAGUGCGGUCAGUCACAAUGAUUAAUUACUGCUCGCGCCCUGCAGAAAAACGACUUCAUUUCGGCGGGGGGAUAAAUUGACGGAGAGAGAUUAUGGCCCACCCAUUUGCCGGCCCAGCCUUGGCUUAUUUUGGAAUUCGGGCUAUUGCGGAGCCUGCGAAAGCUUCGAGUAUGGGACAAUUAGUGGGAAAUGGGGUGUUUGUGUGGGAAAAAGAUGGGUCGAGAGGGAUCGGAAGUGGGUUGGAGGAGAAUUUUGAGGUAUAAACAGCUCGGAUAUUUAGGGAGUUUUGUGUUAUCCUUGGUUUAUGAGAAGCCUUCAGUCUAUUCUUCGAAUUUUUACUCCGAAAAGGAGUCAAAAUUCGGGCGUCGCGACACUUGCGGGCAACCACUUUGAAAAAAAACAAUCACACACACUGUAUUGGUACUUUUGGAACUGUUGCCCGCAAAUGUCGGCUUCCCGCAAGUAUUGCCUGCCCGCAAAUGUCGGAAAACUUCCAAAAUAUCGAAGUAAUUUUUCCACCUCCACCUUGUUAUCCUCAAAUGCCGGUUGCCCGCAAAUGUCGGCUGCCCGCAAAUGUCGGCAAAUUUCCAAAAUAUAAUAUCAUAGUAAUUUUUCCACGUCCACCCUGUUACCCUCACAAUCAGGUCUCGGUUGCCCGCAAAUGUCGGCUGCCCGCAAAUCUUCCAGGCUGCCCGCAACUGUCGACCCUGCCCGCAAAUGUUCGAGGCUGCCCGCAAAUGCCCGUGCUGGCCGCAAAUGUCGGCUGCCCGCAAAUUGGCUGCCCGCAAAAAAUUUGCCCGCAAACUGGUUGCCCGCAAAGUGGUUGCCCGCAAGUGUGCGCCCGCCAAAAUUCGCAAUUUUUUUGCGAGUUUAUCCAGGAAGAAUUUUGGUUUAAUAAGGCCAAGUGAAAAGGCCAGUACUUGUUUCUACAAUGGAGAAAAAAAGUAUAUUUUGCGGAUUAAACUUCAAAGUGCAUAAGUGGGUUUGCACAUUUACCAUAAGGUAAACCAGGGGUUUUUACAGGUUCAGAAACCUUUUUUUCAAACAAACUUCCAUAAAUUUGAAAGGGGUGGAUGAAUUCAAUUGAUUUGUAUACCUAUCAGUACCACGAACGUGCCAAUACAAAAUUUCCAUCAUAAAACGUAUAUUACGGGAGGAAAACCGUAAUUCUCAUCGGUAUAUGUUGGCUGCCUGCAAGGCCGCCAGUGUCGCGACGCACAUUGGAGAAAGGUUUUCAUUGGCAGAUCUUGAACAUUGCCGGGCAGGGCCAACGUUGAUAGAAGCCGGGCCACAGCCAUGGAUGUAGCAUAAGCCCAGCCGUCUCCGCGGAGCUCCGUCCACCUCACCUUUCUCUCACUAGUUCUGCCAACCUUGAUUCCCGAAAAUCCCAUUCAAAACAACGAUAGUAUUAUUACAACACAGACGAUUGAAUAAUUAAUUCCAUCUUGACGUUUUAUUAUUCCAUUAGGCGUGUAUUAUUUAUAAACUGGUUCCAUCAUGCGGAUAUCUCUUCUUCUUCCUUUAUCUUCUCCUCGAGAGCGCGUAGAUGAUUCCUGACAGUCGGACAAAGUUAGUGUAAAUAUCGGGUUAAUGUUUAUGAUAGGGGAAGAGCGAUUUAUUGGAGAGUUCAGCGUUGUUUUUGACUUCACUUCUGCGAGUAAACAGUAUGCUUGGUAGGGGGUUUGGAGCUUUAGUUGUUGCAGAAAAGGUUGAAAAUAAAAUUAUGGGUUUUUGGUCGGAGAGAAUGGCGUUGCAGUUUCUAGGGUCGACGAUACUUUGUGUCGCAUCGAUUGUAUGCUUGGGGGAGGCCAGGAGAAGGCUCAGUUAUUAGAAAUAAUAAGAUUGAUCGAGUCCUAGGAUAACUUAUCACCUAUUUUAUGAUAUUUUUCAUGUAUUCACAUCAAUAAUGCCUAGAUAAAAGUUAUGGAUCUUUGUUUUUUGCUGCAAAUUGUGGUCUUUUAUAUGUUACACUAGCUCAAGGUCAAGAAAAUUAAGGUUAGUUAUAGCUGAACUUACAAAAAUUGCUCAUAUUGUUAUGCCUUCGCCAAGUCUCCGCCGAGACUUCGCCAAGAGCCGGCAAGGCUUCCAACGGCUUUGCCAGGCCUUGUAAGCACCUCCUACCUAUUUUUUGGGUCUCCACCUGUAAUACGCCUCGUGUUGAUUGAUUUUUACGGAGACCCGAACUAUCAUCGACCCGAAAAGUCCGUGGAAAUACCAGGUACUGUAAUGGUACGUAAUGCUGACAUCUAGAUGGCUUGGAGGCAAAUUGUUGAAAAAAUUUGCUGCUUUCUCCAAAAAGCGCCUGCAAAAUUUCGUUGACUUUUCUUUGUCGUCAUAAAGAGCUUGAAAAGCAGGUCACUUCUGAUUAAUCGUCUUCUGCGGCUUGUAAAUCCGACUGGGUCAAUUUGUUGCUCGUCGGUUCCGAUCUUUAUUUAGAGCUCUGAGAAUGUCGGACAUUCCGGGAAACACUGUUUUUUGGACAGUUGGGCGGUAAUAGAGCACUGACUAUAGCUGCUGUGCAAAGAUUGUUUUGAAAUUUGAGAGAUUGCUUUUGUUUUCGGGGUUGAUGACGAAACAGUUUGUCAUCGUUCUUUUGUGCUUUUCUGAUUGUACAUAUUACACACAGCUCGAUUGAACUUUUGUUUUAUGAAAUCUCAGAGCAGGAUUAAUUUUUACAAGGAAAGUACUUCUAUGGGGUGUGGAGUUACAGGUCGAGAUAUAUAUCAAAAAAUUCGCAAAAAUUUUCUGAUUCAGAAUAUAUAUAAAUUAGCUGCCUAAUUUUGGUCUGAUGACAUGUUUUUGUCCUCAGAAGUUUUCUCGCGACACCAUGCAAGUGUCUUUUUGACCGUGUUUUUAACAAUAAAAAAGUUUUGUUUUGUGCUAAACUAAAUUCUGAGGCCUUGACAAGCCUUAAAAUAUCAAAUUGGAUUACAACUACACCUUAAAGGUAGUUCCAAUGUAAAAAAUGGGUUCUAGUGUGGCAAAAAGAAUCGAACCCGUUUCCCUCGGAUUUCCAAUCCAGCGCUCUAUCCACUCGGCCAUGCGCUCUCUUCCGAAGGAAGAGACCGAGCGCGCUUUUGUUGCCGCAGAUUUUUUUCCUCGAGAAAUACAUUUACUGAUAAAACUCGUUGAUAUACCAAAAUUAGGCAGCUAAUUUUUAUAUAUUCUGAAUCAGAAAAUUUUUGCGAAUUUUUUGAUAUACAUCUCGACCUGUAACUCCACACCCCAUAGAAGUACUUUCCUUGUUAGAUAGAAAUUUUGAUGACUGAAAAAGCAAAAAAAAUUGUAUGUUACUAGUCCUUCCGGAAAGUUGCCGGACUGAAAUCGACACUGUAAAAAAAUGUUUGCUUUGCACCGUGCAAUAGCCGUUUUUGGGGUGUCACUUGCAUCAUGCCUUUUCGUGAACAGUGCAAACAUCAAAAAUCAGUUCGGCGAGGUUCCUAAUGAAUUAUUAGUCUGUCGGGAAUAUAAUGAGCACACUGUUGCUGCGCCAAUUGCAUCGCUGAAGUGAAAAACCAUUAAAUUUUGUCACGACACAAUUCAUUUUUUCGGCGACGAUGCGAUUUCGAUGCAACAGAGCGCUCAUUAUUUCCCUGGCAGACUGAUAGUACCGAAGCUUUACCAUCUCAUUUCUCUGAGGUUUCUGCAUAACGCGAUAUAAUAUUUGGCUUGAUUGUGGCGAAGAUCCCGUACUCUAUUUCUCCAAAAUUUUCCGACAAUUCGAAAAUCCAAUUUUGAGGUAUUAGUUGGACUUUAGCCCUCUUGUAAAUUCCCAAUUCCUAACCCCGAGAAGUCUCUUUUACAAACCAGCCUGUAAGAAAAUAAAUAUUUAUGAUACCGCCGUAUUCUCCCCCCUUCAUCCCUUCCCCAUGGCCUCGCCGCAAUCGGUCGCGCACACUAACCUUUUGACCUUCUCUUUCUUGAAUCCCCAUCCAUUUUUCCCCCGCUUUUUCCUUUUGCACAUGGAAAUUGCGCUCGCUCUUUUUUUGCCGCUACAUAAGUGCGGCUUUUUCUUCGUUACGAAAAAAGGGUCUUGUUACCCAUCUUAUUCGGUGCGCGAGAGCCGUGUUGCGUUACCGAAUGGAAACAUUUCGACAAAAAAAGUUUUUGGCUCGAAAACGAGAACUUUGUUCGAAGGAGGGCUAUCUGGGGCAGGGCUUGCAGGCUUCGGGAAGAAUUUUUUUGAAGAUUUCGUUGACUUUUUGUUGGAAUUUUGGGUAGAAUUAGUGACAUACGUAUACUUGAAGCAAUAUUAAUUUUUGACAUAAAAAAUUUUUUUACUAUUUUUUGAUGACAUUAAAAAAUAUUUAUUAUUUUUUAGCCAUCUUAUUUUUUUUUAUUUCCAGGAAGACCUGCGUAUUUUAUACGUAUAACAAUUUUAAGAUCUCGUCUCAAAAAUUUUCGGUGCUAUGACUUUCCGGGCCAACGAUAGUUUGGGUCACCAAAAAUGUGGAUUGCGUCCCAUUUUUGGUUAUUAAGCCUUCUCCGGUGGCUAGAAGGCUUAAUUAUUAGAAAUAAUAAGAUUGAUAGAGUCCUAGGAUACCUUAUCACCUAUUUUGAGGUAUUUUACAUGUAUUCACAUCAAUAAUAUCUAGAUAAAAGUUACAAAUCUUCUUUUUUUGUCGCAAAUUUUAGUCUUUUAUAUGUCACUAUAACUCAGGAUAAAGAAAACUAACGUUAGCAAUAGCUAAAGUUAAAAAAAUUAGACAUAUUGAAACUCUUUACCAAGUCUCCGCCGAGCCUUCGCCGAGCAUCCUACGGCUUUGCCAGGCCUCAUAGGUCUUCCUAUGACCUUUUUUUAGUAUCCACCUACACUGCCCCCCGUAUCGAUCGAUUUUCUGUUGACCCGAACUUUUGUCGACCCGAAAGGUCGGGACCCGAAAUUUUCCACUUUUCCUGCAUCGAAACACGGUCAAAAUUAAAUUUCGCGACUUUGUUUUAACACAAAACACUGUUUGCUCGGUAAACGAUGGGUUUACCGCGACUUUGAAAAGAAGGUCAUUACCGGGCCCGACAACAAACAUUGCGGCGUGCGAACAAUCCCUAAUACCGUUGCGUUUUGGUGCAAAUGGAAGAGAAAGUGGACAUUGUAUUAGAUUUCCGAAGCAAAGGUUGAGUGUUAUAAAUUUGGGUCUUAAAAAAGUUUAAAUGUAAUUUUUAUGAAAUUUGGGAUAAGGUAAGGCCAGGACGCAAUUAUCAGAAAAAGCUAUCAAGAGCAACGCACAGAUCUUCUUUAAAUUUUUCACAUAAGUAAGGUAUAGAGCACAUAUCAAGCGCUGAAAAUUUUAGUUCGCGAUUUGCAGCAGCAGCCAAGAUAUUCAACGAUCUUUGGGGGCGAGAGAGCACGUAAGACGCGGAGAGCGGUCAGAGAACAAGAUUCUUUUUAGCCGUAUCUUUUCCAGUUUUGGGCAUAAAAUUUUUUAUUUUUGUGGAAAAAUUACUCUUUAUCAUAGAAAUAGACAUGAAAAUUUCUAUGGAAAAAUUCGCAAAAAAGUGUCAUGUUUCCCAACUUUCAAUCUAAAAAUCUCGAUGGUUUUUAGCAAAGAGCGAGAUAGGAGUCUCACAUCUGGCCUAGAAAAAAGUAUAAUUUAAUUCUGUGCCAAGUAUCAUCAAAAUCUGAGCGUUUUACUUGGAGCACUUCUAGAUUCUUGUAGCUAUGCUUCACAGAGACAAAUCAGUUUUUUUGGCCCAAAAUUAACCGGAAAUCCGACGGCUUUUUUCUUCAGUUGACACUUGCAAUAAUCGUUGAUUUUUUUGGCUGUCGUUGCUUAGCGGAGGCAAAAAUUUUUAUUCCUUGAAAGGCUAUCUAUUAGUUAGAAUAGAUUGUCUAAAUUUCAAGAAAAUCUGCCAUAGACUUUCCAAACAAUAGUACGCUCUAUCAUGUCAUCAAAAUUCCACGGUGUUUGUAAAUUUCCGUUCAGUUCUUUAACUCCAAUCGAAGCCUCCGCCGUCGACCUUGACGACAGUUUAAGUUUGAACCCGACGCACUUUGUAAUCCUUCUCUAACAACAAUAUUGACCUGAAUACUCGCCGCGCGGACGUCUCGAGACUGGAGUACCUCUCCAGCCUCGCCAAGAACGAGGGUUUGUCGCGCGUCAUGCCCCACCCACCACAGGCCCUCUUCCGAUCCCCAUAACCAUGUCAGAGUCCAUCGGAUGAGGUGCUUAAAGGGCGGGGGGAAUGAGUUUUUUCCGAGCGCCCAAUUAAUCCCCAACAUAAAUUGGCAUAAAAUCGCCCCGCUUGUCGUCGGGGCGGCUCACGAAAAUUUGUUCAGCGCUUUUCGAUUAUUUCUUCGUGUGUGAAUCGGGCUUGGUUAUUCAUUCCCGGGGCUUGCCUGAAAUUCGCCGGGAUUCCGAAUAAUUCCACACGGGCCUUUUGCUUCUCCCCCGCGAUGAGGCGGAAAUGAUCGCUUGUUUGUGACGCUAUAAGAAGUGCAUGUCUUGAAUUUCGAGGUGAUUUCGCGGAGAUUUGCUGCUUGAGGGCUGAAUUUGCUGUGAAUUUUUGGCAAAGAUAUGGAAGCUUAUACUGUAAUUUUGUGAUAUCAGGCUGUCGUGAAAAUAAUGAGCACUCUGUAGCAUCGAAAGCUGAAUCACCGCGGAGAAAAUAAAUUGUGGCGCGAAAAAAUCAAAUUGCUUCUCGUUUCAGUUAUGCGAUUGGCGCAGCGACACUGUGCUCAUUAUUUUCCCGACAGGUUUACACACAGUUUUAAUUGUCUUUUUAAACAAUGAUUUUUUAUGAAGUAGUGGGCAAAAUUUUGUCAAUCUUUGUGUCUAAACUAUAAAUGGGUGACAAAUGGAAUUUUGAAAAUUUUAGUUAGCGCUUUCAACAUACAUCCGAGGUUUUGAGCAAUCUUUGACGGCCUAACAAAGGCUACAGAAAAGAGCAGAUUUUUUUAUUGAGUCUAUGCCUUCUAUUGGCAACUCCCUAAUACUGAAAAGUACACGAAUCUGAUAAAUUCAUCCACCGCUUUCAAAGUUAUCGGAGUUUGUUUUCAAAAAAUGCUUUCUCAAUCUCUAAGAAUGCCUGGUUAACCUUAUUGUAACUAUUCAAGCUAACUAUACUCUUGGAAAAUUGUUUCGUUACAUCCCACUGCCAAACCUAUCGUUUCAAUUUCUCGUUGUAAGUAGACGUUGGCUAAUUUCCAAACAUGCCCGCAGAAUCUUCGUAGUUCUUUUAGCUGGCCGCAAAGUGUGGACCCGCCCUGUCCAAAUCCAGCCGAGAUAUUCAAUGGUCUUUGCCGCCUUGAGGUUACAGAAAAAGAGCCACAAUUUUUUUUUUAUUGAAGCUAUCCCAAAUUUCAUCCAAAUCGACUGCUUUUUCUUUGACUAAUUUUUUGACCUCUCAAGAUACGAAAAACUUAAAUCUACAGCUCUUUUCCAGCCUAAAUUUUGAAAAUUUUCGUCCAAUAGAUGCAUCUUUAGCCUAUAAAAAUCCCAUAACUUUUUUUCCCGCCUCCAAAAAAGGUCUCCAAGACAUCCCAUCCCGUACGACGUAAUCAGCGGAACCCAUGUGCCCGGAGGCGCGAAAGAGUUUCGCUUUAUGCGUCAACUGACAUUUUGCCUUCUUCGGCCCCUGCCCUCGUUUUUCCAAAAGUUUCUCCCCGCCUUCUCCACGGCCGCCGGUCGGAAACGAGACUUUUUUGGGUACAGCAAAAACCAGAAACAUCCGCUAUAAUAUUCGCGGGGCCGCACAUUUUGUUUGUUUUGUCGGUUUUUUUGGGGACAAAUAGUUGCCGCGGAGAUUGUGGCUUUUGUCGUUUUGGGUGUCGCCCGCCUGAAUGGGCCUCGGAAUUGACACUUUUCAAGGGCCUGUGCAAAGAAUGGGGUUGUUUUGUAAAAGUUUUUGUUGUUUUUGACAGUGAGCCGGGAGAAGAGGAAUGGAGCUGGGCCUUCUUUUGGAUCCUUUCCAAAAUAUUUUGUAUACGAAUGGGUAAACAAAUUUUUACUUUUUUCUCAAGGAAUAUGGGGAAUAUGAAUUACGGGCUACAGGGGAAAUGUGCCUCAAAUAUUUAUGACAAUUUUGACGGAAUUUAAAAAAAUUUUUUUGACUAUAGUAAUUUGUAAGGCAUAUAUGAAAAUUUUAGCUCACACACUGAGCCACCCCAAUUUUUAUUGAACUUGACAUAAAUUUAGAUGACUUUUUAAGAUAUGUGAAGUUUCUAGCUCGCCUCUUGCAAAGACAACUUUUUUUGGGAAGAUUUUUAAGUCAAAAACUGUGAAAAAUAUGGCACUUUUUUGCGAAUUCUGGCUUGAAAAGUAAGACACAUAUUUCUACUGUAUAGGGUGAUGUUUCCAUAAAAAAUCAAUUUUUUCCUCGCUACACCGGCAAAGAUACGAUCAAAAAGGCCGUUCUUUCGGAUUACUCUCCACAUUGCGCCCUUUCUCUCAUCUACAAAGAUUGUUGAAUAUCUCGGUUGCCUCUACAAAGUGCAAGCUAAUAUUUUCUGGAAUUGAUCUAUCUAUCAUACCCGGCAUAUCUAUAAAAUCCCAAGAAAAUCCGCGAGCUACAAGCUUACAACAGAACCCCCAAAAGCUCAAAAUUUUUCCUUCUAAAAAAGUAUCAAAAACCUCUCAAAAAGUAUUCGAUUCCCAUGCAUAAUCGUUGCCACAUCAUUUGUCGUUCAUUCAUCAUCCCAGCUUACCCUUACUGCCAACUUUCUAACUCUCUAAAUUUUCAGUACGAUCAGAUAAUGAUGGCGUCAUCGUAUGCCACCCCAUCUACCUCAUCCUCCCCUGUAAAUGGCUUCGCCUCGAUCUCACCGGAACCCCGGUUCAACCCAUUCAACAGCUCAUCCGAAUCGAGCCUUACGAUCAAUUCGAUCGACUCGCAAAGCUGUGUCUACGGAGAAGAUGGAAUGCUGAUGAGUGCGGGGCCCGACGCGCUGUGGAAGAAGUUGCUGCCGACGCAAGACUAUGAGCCUCCGAAGAAGCUGGUGUUCACGUUGCUACUGAAUUUGAGGGCCUACGUUUCGCCGGCGGAGAUGAUGCAGAAAUUAAUUCAGGUAAGGAGGACAUUUUAUUUGGGAAUUAUGCGAUGUCUAGUCGCUUGAUCAAUGUAAAAUUUUGAAUUUAAGAUUACAAUAGGCUCUAUUUCAACCCAUAAAAUUUUUAGUUCGCUCUUUGUCAGCGCCGCUGAGAUAUCGAAUUUUUUGCGAGAGAACGAGCAAAAUUGAGAGAGUCGGGCAGACAGAAAAGAAAUCUCCUCAAAAGUUCUCCUCUUCUCAACAGAAAAUCUUUAGGUCUUUUGGAGAAACAUUAAACGUAUUUUUUAGUGAACAAAUCUGAAACUUUAAUCCUAAAAAACAUGAAUUUUUGGAUACUAUGAUCUGCAUAGUGCGGUUUUGCGCGUCGCUAAGAUCGUGAGUAAAAUGCUUUGCACAGUGAAUUUUACGGCAAAUUAUCACGAUUUCUUUUUCCUCUAGUAGAUAUCAGUCUGUCGGGAAAAUAAUGAGCAAAAUCUCGCUGGGCCGAUCCCGUCGCUGAAGUGAAAAGCAAUUUCGUUUUUUCUCACACAAUUCAUUUUUUCGGAGGCGAUUUUUGAUGCGACCAAGCGCUACUUUCCCGACAGACUGACAAUAUUUUUUUUGUCUCGCUAAACAUGACUCAUCCAAACAAACAAAGCCAGAAAAUCUAAAUUUUUUCAGAACUGUAUUUUCGAGCAGCACACCAGUCUGUCCAACUUCAACAAGCACAGCCAUUCCAAGCUUUUCGAGCACGUCUUUGAGUUCGUCUCGGAAUGGACGACCAACAUUCCCUACGACUUUCGCACCGAGGAGAUGCGGCAACGCCUCAGCGAGCUGUUCAGCCUAUGCGCGACGGACCCGUCGCAGCAUCGACGAUGCGCCAAGCUCACCGAAAACUUGAAUCGGAUCCUCGCGAAACGCGAUCACUACGAACGAGCGAUGCGGAAUCUGGAGGCGCCGUACGAGGUGCAGGUCGAGAGGGUGGACCAGCUCGUCGGGCUCACCUCCAUGGGCGUUACGGCGCAAGUGGUGGCGCAGCAAUUGGCUCAUAUUGAGCUGGAGAGGCUGAGCAUGAUCGGCGUGGAUGAGAUUGUUCAAACGCUCGGCUCGAGUAGUCUGGAAACUCUGGGAGAGGUAAGCCAGAAAUUGUUGCAUUAGCCGUAUUUUAAGACCCAAUUUAGCGACGAAAAAGCAGGGCAAAAAUUUAUACGUCCCCUUUGCUGCUGUAUAACGAAAACAAUCUUAAUUUUUUCGAGACACGUCAUUCAGGUUUCGUUAAAAUUUUUCAUACUGGCCUUAAAUUAUUAGCUACAGAUGAUCUGAGAAAAAUUUGACCUCACCUUUGCGAGAACUGUUGAAAUGAGAGAGACGGCAAAAAAAUGAUUUUUGACUUUUCCACUCAUGGCCGUAAGAACUCGAUUUAUGAAUAAACAGUUCACAGCAAAAACGAAUCAAACGUUUUACGCUGAAAGUUGAAGAAAUGUGAAUUUUUUUUUGCGAAUUUUGGCAUCAAAAGCUUCAUCUCUAUUUCUAAAGUCAAGCUAGAAUUUUCCCUACAGUAGGGAGCCUGAUCCAGUGACAAUAAACGGACCUGAUCCAGUGACAAAAACGUACCAUUUUGCAUCCGGGAAGUAUCAAAAAUGCUGCAAAAUACCUCCGUCUCCAAGUGAAAAAACGCCUUUCUGAAGAGCGCGCGCUUUCCAGCACUAAAAGAGUGGGCGCGCUUUUGAAAUCGGAGUGUCUUUUUCACUUGGAGAUGGAAGUAUUUUGCUGCGUUCUUGAUGCUUCCUGGAUACAAAAUGUUACGUUUUUUGCCGUUGGAUCAGGUCCGCCACUGCAGUUUCAAAAUUGAGCAACAUUGUCGGUUAAUUACCAUUGCUAGAACCCCAAUUUCCAUCGUAAAGAGUUUAUUUUUAGCAUAACACCGAUGCCUCUGGGAAUAUCAAGUACUACAUCAAAUGGUUCAACCAGUUGAGCUCCUUCACCGCCACGGAGAUCCUAAAGCACACCAAAAAGAAGCACAGAGUCCGCUGCAUCGAGUUUUUCAUCGACCUCGGGAAAGAGUGCAUAAACAUAGGGAAUUUCAAUUCAUUAAUGGCAAUCGUUGCGGGGAUCUCCACUCAAGCCGUAACGCGGCUAAAAAAGACUGUAAGUAGUGGAAUUUUGGCAAAAAAACUUUAAUUUCCCUAUCAGGCACGUUUUCCAUGUCCGAAAAACUCGUAAACAUCGUAAACACUCAAAAAACCAUAACCAAAUUUCAGUGGCAACGCGUUGAAAAAGCCAAAUUGGAGAUCCUCCAACAUCAGCUGAAUCCCUCCGGGAAUUUUGUCAGCUAUCGUGCCACCCUCAACGCCGCCAUCUGGAGAUUUGAGGGCGCGAAAAAUGAUAAUGAACGUGUCAUAAUUCCAUUUUUCGGGCUGUUGUUGAAGGACCUUUACAUGAUACAUCGAUCAUCCCUCGAGCCGCUGCCCAACGGACAACUCAAAAUUGCGGUGAGUUUUGAGACAUUGAGGGGUUGGGGUGUAGAUUACAAUAAUCGGUGAUCAUCGAGGGGAAAUUUAUUUUAUUUUUUAGGGGUUUGAGGCGUUUUGAAGUCAAAAUUGGGGUUUUCCGAGCAAACGAAUUUACAGGGGAAGUACUCCAAGUGCGACGCUCAGAUUUUGAUGAAACUUGGCACAAAUUUAGAAAAUUUUUUCUAAGAUAUAUGCGACAAUCCUAGCUCGCGCUUUGCAGAAGCAAACGAGAUUUUUAGAUCGAAAGUCGGCGAAAAUUUAGGACUUUUUGCCGAAUUUCGGAACAAAAAGUUUCAUGCCUGUUUCUACCGUAAAGGAUAAUGUUUCUACAAAAAAUUAAAUUUUUCCGCACGAAACUGCCAAAGUUAAGGCCAAAAAAACGUUUUUCUCUCUGGCCGCUCUCUCUAGCGUGCUCUCUCGGCGGCAAAAAUCGUUCGAUAUCUCGGCGGCGCCCGCAAAGCGCGAGCUAAAACUUUCAGGAAUUGAUAUUUGGUCCAUACCCCACGUGCGUUCAAAAUUUAAAGAAAAUCUGAGCGCCGCACUUGGAGUACUUCCCCUGUUAGUUUCGCUGAAAAAAUAUAAAAUAUAAAAAAAAUUCUUUUACUAGUCCAUUCGUAAAGUCGCAGGAGUGAUUCUUGCGGCAUGCAUUGUGCAAAAAAAAACUAGGGCGACACCAGAAAAACGUCUAUUACAAAAAGCACUAAAUGGCACAGUGAAAGAUGAACUUUUAUUUUCUCACAUUGUAUGUCGCCUAAAUCACUCCAGCGACUUUGCAAAUGGGCUAGUAAAAGACUUGUUUUAUCUUUGUGCAUUUUUCGGCCAAAAUAAGUUUGUUUUGCUCGGGGAAACCCAAUGUUUGCCCUCAAAAUACCUCAAGCCCAAAAAAAUUUCCAAUUUUAUUCUUGAUCAAUUCAGCGGAGCUAGAGCAACCGCAAUUUGCCCUUCAAAGGUCCUUCCCUUAAAAUAUCAGAAAGCGAUUAGAAUCCUUAACCAUCAAAUUUUUGAUUUUUAGAUGUUUGCGCAGUUCGCUCAGCACAUGACCAACCUGAUCCAAUGGAAAGAUCGGCCCUGCCCGUUCAAACGAAAUACUAGUGUUUUGCAAUACCUCCUGCUGUCACAGACCUAUUCCGAUAAUGGUAAGGGCGUCUUCAAGAAAGAGUGGAGCCUCUGGACAACAAAACCCGUCUAUAACAAAAAAUUUUCACAAGGGUUGUUUUGAGGACCAAACUGAACCUCUGUAUAACAAAACCCCUCUAUAAAGAACAAUUUUUUUUGUCCAUUGCUACUUGUCGAGAAGCUUGUAUAUACUCCUUGCCAUUUGUUCUAAACGCACAAAAAAUUUAAAAAAUUCCUUUCCAGAUCUCCUGAACCUGUCAUUCGAAAACGAGCCGCCCGAGACGCCCAGCGAGCGGGAACAGUACAAAAAACUGACUGAAAAUAAAAGCGACUCCAGUUCCAACAAGUCUUGA